AUACAUUGUUGGGUGCAUUUGACGACGAACAGUCAACGCGCGAGCAUACCGUGGAGUUCGGGUCGUUGACGUAUACGGAGGAAAGUCAAAAGAGAGAGAGAAAGAGAAGGGAGGCGGGUCAGAGAAGAGUACGAAAAGGAGCAGCCGCAGCGUUUUUCCGCUUCCGCGUGUAGCAGCGAGUAGAGCGUAUUCUUAUUCUUUCGCGCGCCGACGUCGCGUGUCGUACGAUUCAGUGAUCCACGAAGCUUACAGUGAGAGUGACGAAAAUGGUGUCCGGCGGCAUGGCUUGUGUCAAGUACCUGCUGUUCCUCUUCAACCUGAUAUUCGCGAUCACCGGCAUCGUAUUUAUUUCAGUGGGCGGUGUGAUUCUGGUUGUUUACAGCGGGUACAGCAACUUUGUGGAUAGUUGGUUCUUUGCAGCCCCACUCUUAAUGAUAGUGGUCGGUGUCAUAGUCUUCCUUGUAUCAUUCUUUGGAUGCUGCGGCGCUGUAAAAGAGAAUCAUUGCAUGAUAAUAACGUUCUCGGUUUUGCUGCUGCUGAUAUUUGCUCUGGAAUUGGGCGCUGGAAUCACAGGUUAUAUGAUGAGAGGAGAAGUCGCUAAUAUGUUAGAAAACCGUCUAAAUGGUACUUUGCGACAAUAUGAGCUUAAUCCGGAUAUUCGUCGUUCAUGGGACAUCAUGCAGCACGAUUUACAAUGCUGCGGUAUGAAUAGCCCUGCAGACUGGCCCCAUAUUGGUUUCCGUGAUAAUACUGUUCCCGAUUCCUGCUGCAAAGAGAUUCCUGCUCAAUCGCGUUGCGACUUGAAUUCCAUUCAUGUGUACAGUGACGGCUGCAUGAUAAAACUGCAAUCUGCUAUAGAAAAUAAUGCUAUGAUCCUGGGAGGAGUGGGCAUAGGGGUAGCCCUCAUACAAUUGAUUGGAGUAGUCUUUGCGUGCUGUCUGGCUCGCUCAAUUCGCCGCGAGUAUGAGACUGUCGAAACCACAGCACACUGAUCUGCCAUCAAUUAGGAGGCAUUUUUCAUAAUAUUGUUCAUCAUACAUUGAUUAAUAAAUACUUGUAGAUUCAUUACGACCGUAAUCAUUCUUAUUGUGCUUAAAUAUAUACUCAAAGAGGAAUGAUGUCACAAGUAUUUAGUGUACAGCGAUACCUUAAGUUAGUGACGUUUCGGUAUGUAUGUAUGUAAUCCAUGAAAUUACAUACUUUAGAGAGAACGCGAAUUAGCGUCUCUCUUUACUUCGCUUUUUCUUAUAAACUAAAAAAACAAACCGGAUAGCAAUAUAUGCAUUGAAUAUUAAUAUAUCCUGUUAAAUUUAACAUCAAAUUACUGCCAAUAUCUGCCAAAAAUAUAUAUAUCACAUGCAAUAUGAAAACAAAAAAAAAA
Messenger RNA from Trachymyrmex septentrionalis, 1381 nucleotides. RefSeq names its product CD63 antigen-like. The record is from RefSeq and is a predicted model, not a curated record. NCBI's taxonomy places the organism in Eukaryota, Metazoa, Arthropoda, Insecta, Hymenoptera, Formicidae. The transcript has 6 exons. Gene Ontology annotation, cellular component: membrane. Bases 267 to 992 code for a protein of 241 amino acids.